Molecule: messenger RNA, 1724 nt
Organism: Ochotona curzoniae (black-lipped pika)
Lineage: Eukaryota; Metazoa; Chordata; Mammalia; Lagomorpha; Ochotonidae
Product: solute carrier family 22 member 20-like
Exons: 10
Coding region: 57-1724 (555 amino acids)
Biological process (GO): transmembrane transport
Cellular component (GO): membrane
Molecular function (GO): transmembrane transporter activity
Source: RefSeq, a predicted model, not a curated record
AGCCCCUCUACUUAAGGCCCCUGGGGGCAGGCUGGGCUCAGAUCAGGCCUGUGACCAUGGCUUUCACAGACCUGCUGGAUGCCCUGGGCGGUGUGGGCCGGUUCCAGCUGCUCUCCACCACCCUGCUGUUGCUGCCCUGCGGGCUGUUGGCCUGCCACAACUUCCUGCAGAACUUCACAGCCGCCAUGCCGCCCCAUCACUGCUGGGUACCUGCCAACCUCACCGAGGACACCGCCAACACUUCGGGUGCCUGGUUAAGGGCCAUGGUACCUCUGGACCGGCGUGGGCUCCCCGAAUCGUGCCGGCGCUUCACUGAGCCUCAGUGGGCCCUCCUGCACCCCAACGCCUCUAGCCUCGGGGCUGCCACAGAAAGCUGCAAGGACGGCUGGGUCUAUGACCGCAGUGUCUUCCCGUCUACCAUCGUGAUGGAGUGGGACCUCGUGUGUGAGGCCCGCACGCUGCGGGACCUGGCUCAGUCCAUCUACAUGGCUGGGGUGCUGGUGGGUGCUGCCGUGUUUGGUGGCCUGGCAGACAGGCUGGGCCGCAAGGCGCCCCUGAUCUGGUCCUACCUGCAGCUGGCGGUCUCGGGGGCUGCCACGGCCUACGUGAGCUCCUUCCGCGCCUACUGUGUCUUCCGCUUCCUGAUGGGCAUGACUUUCUCGGGCAUCAUCCUCAACUCGCUCUCGCUGGUGGUGGAGUGGAUGCCAGCGCGGGGCCGAACAGUGGCGGGCAUCUUGCUGGGCUUCUCCUUCACCCUGGGGCAGCUUGUCCUGGCUGGAGUGGCCUACCUCAUCCGGCCCUGGCGCUGGCUGCAGUUGGCUGUCUCAGCGCCCUUCCUGGUCUUUUUCUUCUAUUCUUGGUGGCUUCCAGAGUCGGGUCGUUGGCUCCUGCUGCACGGCAAGUCCCAGCAAGCUUUGCAGAACCUGCGCAAGGUGGCAGCGAUGAAUGGGAAAAAGGAGGAAGGCGAGAGGCUGACCCAGGAGGUGGUGAACUCCUACAUCCAGAGUGAGUUUGCGAGCGUCCGCACCUCCAGCUCCAUCCUGGACCUCUUCCGAACUCCAGCCAUCCGCAGGGUCACAUGCUGCCUCGUGGGGGUCUGGUUCUCCAACUCCGUGGCAUACUACGGCCUGGCCAUGGACCUGCACAAGUUUGGGCUCAGCAUCCACCUGGUACAGGCUCUGUUUGGGGUCAUUGACAUCCCAGCCAUGCUGGUGGCCACUGCCACCAUGAUCUACGUGGGUCGCCGGGUCACAGUGGCCUCCUUCCUCAUUAUGGCCGGGCUCAUGGUGAUCGCCAACAUGUUUGUGCCCGAAGCCAUGCAGACCCUGCGCACCACCCAGGCGGCCCUCGGCAAAGGCUGCCUGGCUAGCGCCUUCAUCUGCGUGUACUUGUUCACGGGCGAGCUGUACCCCACGGAGAUCAGGCAGAUGGGCAUGGGCUUCUCUUCGGUCAGCGCCCGCCUCGGGGGCCUAGCCGCACCCCUGGUCACCACACUCGGGGAGGUCAGUGCCUUCCUGCCACCCGUGAGCUUCGGGGCCACCUCGAUCCUGGCCGGGCUCACGGUGCUCUGCUUCCUGACCGAGACCCGCAACAUGCCGCUGCUGGAGACAAUCGAGGCGAUGGAGAGGAGAGGCCGAGCAGGCCGUCGUGGGACAGCCACAGGAGGGAAGACUGAGGACGUCUCUCAGCCGCUGGAAGCUUCGCCCCUCAAACAUGCCAUCUAA